Messenger RNA from Penicillium taxi, 321 nucleotides. RefSeq lists its product as uncharacterized. Bases 1 to 321 code for a protein of 106 amino acids. The record is from RefSeq and is a predicted model, not a curated record. Lineage: Eukaryota; Fungi; Ascomycota; Eurotiomycetes; Eurotiales; Aspergillaceae. The transcript has a single exon.
AUGACACUAUCAACGCAACACGGUUCCCGACGAACUGUCCCCUAUGUGAACUAUGAGUGGGCAACAGAAAACACCUACAAUUUUAUUUACACCUACGACGUCAUUGUCUGCAUGCUAGUGAGCAGCGCAAAAUUCCACUGGAAAAUGACGCACAACCGACAAGACUUCAGCAGAGUCGUCUAUCUCAAUACAACCGUAUACGAUGAAGUAUCUCUCUUCGAGAUUACGGUGAACACCACGUCCGGUUACUUCGAACUCCCCAAUUACAUAAAAGAUAACACUCCAGGCCCCCUCCUCGGGAGUAUGAUCGGUUACGAAUGA